Molecule: messenger RNA, 2255 nt
Organism: Somion occarium
Lineage: Eukaryota; Fungi; Basidiomycota; Agaricomycetes; Polyporales; Cerrenaceae
Source: the annotation of a GenBank genome assembly
AACCAGAUAGUUAUGUGGCUCAGUCAAGGUCCUGACUUUCUCCGCUUCCCCUCAUCCCACAUUCCUGCUCAUCUGCUUUUGAAGCCAAGGAAAAGAUAGAAAAUAUGGCCGACGAAGGCAGGGAUGAGACUGAAUGACCAUGGAGCUAGCUAGCCGCAUUAUCUGCAUCUGCAUCUGUGUCGUUGUCGCCGUCACGCCAUCGAAAUAGCCCCGCAUCCUACUGACAGAUCCAGCUUGAACACCUUCGUCAUGUGCUUACCACACGCUUUGCUUCAUUUUUUUCACAGAUGUUCGAUACUCGGAGAGGCACCGUUCCUCGAGAUACGGCGAUCCUGACCGCGAACGUGGUCGAGAACGCGAAUAUGGCAGACACAGUGACAGAGACGCUCACCGGGAAAGAGAGCGCCAUGAGUCUCGCCGUCAUGAUCGAGGCGAACACGACAGAGGCACUACUCGUGAGCGGUAUAGUGGCCGCGGUGGAAGAGGAGAAGAAUUCGAAGAGCAUCCUCGACGCCGUCAUGAUGAUGAUCGAAAACGGGAGCGUCGAGGGCCUCCUCGUGAUGACGAGUUUGGUGGAGGACCUCGAAGACCUCCUAGAGAUGAGGUGGACAACGGGGAUCGUAGAGGCCGAGGCAAGCACCGUGAACCCGCGGGUUCGCCUGAAAGGAGGUCGCCUACUCCAGCAGAUGCCGUUCCCUUGUCGAUGAGGAAGAGAAAGGCAAGUGGUUGGGAUGUUCAUGCUCCAGGCUACGAGCAAUACACUGCGAUGCAAGCAAAACAGACAGGUCUCUUCAACUUGCCUGGCGCCAAUCGCACACAGAUCCCUCCCAUCCUAUCAAUACCCGGUCUUCCGCCACCAAUGCCGGUGCAGACGUUUGGUAUGGGUAUGGGUGUCAAUCCCAAUCUAUCGAGGCAAUCACGGCGAUUGUAUAUUGGCAGUAUAACGCCAGAUAUCAAUGAGAACAACCUGGCUGACUUCUUCAAUUCCAAGAUGAAGGAAAUGAAUAUCGGUACAGGUGCUCCGGGCAACCCAGUGCUUGCCGUGCAAUGCAACUAUGAGAAGAACUACGCCUUCGUGGAGUUCCGCAGCGCUGAGGACGCUACAGCUGCUAUGGCUUUCGACGGUAUCAUUUUCAUCAACGGUCCUUUGAAAAUCCGACGACCCAAGGACUAUGGUGGUCCUGAUGCGAUGGGCCCUGGUAUGCACGUACCUGGGGUCGUGUCUACCAACGUCCCCGACUCUAUCAACAAAAUCUUUGUGGGCGGUUUGCCGACAUACCUCAAUGAAGAGCAGGUUAUGGAGCUCCUGAAGAGUUUUGGCGAUUUGAAAGCUUUCAACCUUGUCAGGGAGAACGGAAACGGCCCUUCGAAGGGCUUUGCUUUCUUCGAGUACGUGGACCCGGGUGCUACUGACGUUGCUAUCCAAUCUCUCAGCGGUAUGGAGUUGGGUGACAAGUAUCUCGUGGUUCAACGCGCAUCUGUUGGAGCCAAGCCAGGACAGUCACCCAUCCCAGGAAUGUACGAGGCAUUCCCGGAGAUCCCCAAACCUAUCCUUCCAGCAGGCGAUCUUCAAGGCGAGGACGCACGCAUCUUGCUCAUGUUAAACAUGGUUGUGCCCGAAGACCUUUCAGACGACCAAGAAUAUGCGGAUAUCUACGAAGACAUCAAAGAAGAAUGUGGCAGGUUCGGCCCUGUGGAGGACCUGCGCAUCCCUCGACCAGUCAAGAAAGACAAAUUCAAAUGGGGGGACAGUGGUAUGGACAGUGGUUUGGCAGCACAACGCGCUGACGAAGCUGCCGGUGUGGGCCGAGUCUAUGUGAAGUACACGGAAUCGGAGAGUGCAAAGUCUGCUUUGAAGGCAUUAGCUGGACGAAGCUUUGCUGGUAGAAGUAUCAUCGCUACACUGUUGAACGAUGACAGUCAGACGACUCCUCCGCUCAACCUGAUCUUCGCCCCACAACCGGAAGCGCCUCCCCCUCUUCCUCAGGAUUAGGAACUUGUCUCCUGGAUAGCGUCGUGUACAUACUGUGCUUCAGCCUCGAUCGUGUGUCAUAACUUGUGCUUGUAACCUCGCUAUCGUUAUAUAUACUUUUCACUUACUUCAGUAAGGCUAAUCGUCUAUGCUUGACCAAAGUUGUUACACGGUGGAUAUAAACACAUGAGUGAAAUGUACUCCUAGGUUGAAGAAAUCGUCAAAAAUACGACAAACUUCAUGGGGCUCGACCUGCGCGACGGUCAGCUUUCCUCUGCUCGAU